Molecule: messenger RNA, 3463 nt
Organism: Alosa alosa (allis shad)
Lineage: Eukaryota; Metazoa; Chordata; Actinopteri; Clupeiformes; Clupeidae
Product: BTB/POZ domain-containing protein KCTD1-like
Exons: 5
Coding region: 50-2425 (791 amino acids)
Biological process (GO): protein homooligomerization; negative regulation of DNA-templated transcription
Cellular component (GO): nucleus
Molecular function (GO): transcription corepressor activity; transcription factor binding
Source: RefSeq, a predicted model, not a curated record
UCACUAAAACACCGAACACUCUCGGCUCCGCUGCGGUCCAAUAUAGCGCAUGCGCACUGCCUCGGGACUGGGACACACAGACCGCAAUAUGGCGAGAAUGCCUGGAAGCCGUGAGCGCAGUUACAGCGACGAGCGGGAAGAGGGGAUGGGGGACCAUGAGAGGAAAGAAGAGGAGGAAGAAGCGGGAGAAGGAGAAGAGGAAGAAGAAGAAGAAGAGGAUGGAGAGAUCCAGGAGAUACAGAUCACUGGAGAUGAGGAAGGAGAGUUUGAGGAGGAGUGGGAGCACGAGGAGGAAAGAGGGGUGCCUGACAGUUGCGCAUCAGACCAGACCGAGGAAGACUCGGUCGUUAUGCGCAAUACGGACCGGCACGGCGGGGGCGAACUGGAGGAAGAGGAGGACGUCACAGCCGCGGGGAUGGACUCCGACCGCUCUCGUCUGAGUGAAAACACACGCCUGGCCACCCGGUACGCGGUCCGAAUAUUCCGCGAGUACCUGAGCGAGAAAUCGCAGAGUCCGGACUUUGAGAGCAUGGACAAGGAGUCUCUGUGUCGCGUGCUGCGCUCCUUCUACGCAGAGGCGCGCUCCAAGAGCGGGCAGCUCUACAGCAAGUCCUCGCUCAUCAGCAUUCGUAGUUCUCUCAACCGGUACCUGAAUGAACCACCUUAUUGUCGCGCACUGGACCUCACCAAGGACCCCGAGUUACGGGGUGCGAACCUGACGCUUGCCGCUGUCAUCAGGAAACUCGAGGAACAGGGUGCCGGUCCGGUGGUGCAGAAACAGGCGAUAACGCGCGCUGACCUGAGGAAACUCUAUACCUCUCCCGUGUUCUGCGCCAGCUCACCCUUUGGGCUGCUCAAUAAAGUGUGGUUCGAAACCUGCAUGUACUUCUGCACGCGCGGACGUGAGAAUCAGCGCGAAUUGGAAGAGGACUCCUUCGGGCUCGCGAUGGAUGAAGAUGGGCGAAAGUUUGUGUACUUCAAAGCGCUCGGUCCUUACCAUAAAUCGCGCUCUGCGUCUUGGACUAAAAAAAGAUCUGAUUCGGACGAGGACAAUCUCCCCCGUAUGUACGAAACUGGAACAGAGUUUUGCCCGUAUGCCAGUUUUGUUAAAUACCUCGCUAAACGGAACCCGCUGUGCAAGGCAUUUUUCCAGCGUCCGCGGGAUCACUGUGGGGAGAGAGACGCGACCUGGUACGAGAACAAAGCGAUUGGCAAGAAUCUGCUUGGCACCAGGAUGCAGAUGCUGUCGCGUGCGGCCAAACUGUCCAAGACCUACACUAACCACUGCAUCGGCGCCGUCUCCAUAGCAACGCUGAAUAGCAUCGCCGGCAUUGGGUCAAAGUUAGCUCCCUCGCUGCGCAUCCCACCGGAAACGGUCCAGCUACUGCUGCCGUAUGUGCAGCACGUGGAGGAGGAGGAUGCAAUUGCACUCAAACCGCAGAGAGCGAACAAACGCCCGAGGACUCUAGUCUAUCCGAUAAAUGCGGCAGAAACAGAGGCUUCGCCACCGAAACAGCGGCACGAGGACACUCCGGCCAUAAAAACUGCGGCGGACUCCGCUCCGCAGCUGGCUGCACACGAUCAGAACAGUCAGGCAGCCUCCCCUGCUGUAGCGCCUCCAGCGCAGGACACUCACCACAGCAGCAUGUCAGGUCGCCCCCUGCUUGUACAGUCACCUGCCUCCCCUAUCGGUUGCCAUGGGAUACCCACGCCAGCUCAGCUCAGCAAAACCAAUGCACCGGUCCAUAUCGAUGUGGGAGGCCAUAUGUACACCAGCAGUCUCGCCACACUGACCAAGUACCCAGAGUCAAGGAUUGGUCGUUUGUUUGACGGUUCCGAGCCCAUUGUGUUGGACAGUCUGAAGCAACACUACUUCAUUGACCGCGACGGCCUCAUGUUCCGCUACAUCCUCAACUUCCUGCGUACCUCUAAACUCCUCCUCCCAGAUGAUUUUAAGGACUUAGCGCUGCUCUACGAGGAGGUGAAGUACUUCCAGCUGGACCCCAUGCAGACGGAGCUGGAUCGCUGGCGUGGGGAGCGCGAGGCCGGCCGGGCGUCCCGGGCCUGCGAGUGCGUGGCGGUGCGCGUGACGCCCGAGCUGGGCGAGCGCAUUGCGCUGAGCGGCGAGCGGAGCCUGGUGGAGGACGUCUUCCCCGAGGUGGGCGACGUCAUGUGCGAGGCGCUGAGCGCGGGCUGGAACCAGGACCACACCCACGUCAUCCGCUUCCCCCUCAACGGCUACUGCCAGCUCAACUCAGUACAAGUGCUGGAGCGACUCCAGCAGAGAGGCUUUGAGAUCGUGGGCUCGUGUGGCGGGGGCGUGGACUCAUCCCAGUUCAGCGAAUACGUCCUGAGGCGUGAGGUCGGGCGAAGCCCUCGCGGGGUCACCUCCGUCAUCUGCAUCAAGCAGGAGCCCCUCAACUAGAACCAGGGGUCACUGGAUGUGACCUACCAUCUAAACAUGGAUGCUCUGUUUGGAGGACCACAUAAUCGACUCACUGAAUAACUGCACCACUGCAGACUGAAACUGUGUCAGAGAGCUCUUUUGAGGGCAAACGCCUCCAGCCAAUUUUUAAAAAACGAAAGUUUGUUUUAAAACUUCACAGAGACUUUGAUCCUCAUGAAAGUGAUUGUCUUCUCGGGUAGAAGAAAGAAUGGUAGAAACUAAUAUGAGCAUCUAUUAUGAAGAAGCAAUGAAUCAGUGACAACUCACAUGUUUAUAUAGGAUAUCAUGUCAAAAUGACUUCAAGUAGCGUAUGAACCACAUUCUUGAAAUGUUUGAAUGAAUUACAUAAUCUGUGUCAUCUUUUCAUUGGCAGCUACUUCAUCUCUACUACUACUACCACUACUACUACAACAACACACACACACACACAAUAAGGAGAUACUUCAGGUCAGUUGUGUUUUAUCUGGUGCCACUCAGAAAGAUAAAAAACAUGUGACGUUUGCAAUAAUGCAGAGUUCACAACACGAUUGUCUUUGCCAUGUUUGUUUCUGCCAGUGUCAGUGGUCAUAUCCAAGAAGAGAAAGAGAGUUCUACAACCUAACUUCCCACACACACACAGCCAUGUACAACAAGUGUCUGUGAAAUGACAGCUGGCAGGACAGAAACAACCACCACUGAAUGGAAGUUUCUGCAUAUUUUCCCCAACAGGUCUAUAGGCCUAUUUGUUUGUUCAUAGUGGACAAAGACCUUUAUUCUGGCUCACCUGUAAUUGUGAUCUGAUUUCUGGAGAAGAGUCAAUGCAGGGUUCAUAGAUGUUUAUGAAAUUCUGGCAAGUAUAAUGUAAGGCAAUGCAAACUCAAAAAAGUACAGUCUUUGGCACUUAACUCAUGGCUCAUUCUAUGGACUUUUCAUAAACGGCACAUUAUUUGAAUCAAACCGUUCCUGCAAGACCAUACUUACAAGACAAAAUAAGAGUUAAAAUCUACCAGACCUUAAUCAUGACGAAUGUAAUUUGAU